GAGAAUACAAUGAAACAAACAAACGCACCAUUCGAUGGAAUGACGAAACGUUCCUGGUUCCAGGUCCAAAAUUGAAGGAAGCGUUCCAGGGAGACUGAAAAUCUGCAACUGAGAAAGAUGAACGAACAGCGUCCAAGAAGGAGCACGGAGAUCCUCUCUCUGUUUUCCAAUCUCCCUGAAGAGUUGAUUACACAGAUUCUGCUGAGGUUACCGGUGAGAUCUCUUCUCCGCUUCAAAUCGGUAUGCAAAUCGUGGCUGUCUUUGAUUUCCGAUCCCAAAUUUGGUAAAUCUCACUAUGAUAUAUCUGCUUCACCCACUCACCGAUGUCUUACCAAAGGCAAUGAUUCUGAAAUUGAGUCCAUAGAUGUAGAUGCAUCAUCACUUCACGAUGAUUCUUCUGUAGUUAGCCUCAAAUUUCCGCUUCCACCACCGCCCCGUGAGGGAUAUGUUUUUGGUCCUGACCCCCCUAGUGAUGUUGAGUUCGUGGGUUCAUGUAGAGGGUUUGUUCUUGUAGCUUAUCCACAAGGUGAUGUCAUUGUAUGGAAUCCAUCAACCGGUGUGCAGAGAAGAAUUGUAGAUGACCUUGAUGAGAUGAUUGCUAUGUAUCCAACUGGUUUUGGGUAUGACAAAUCAACAGAUGACUACUUGCUCGUUAUUAUGAACGUGAUUCCUUAAGGCUAUUAUCCAGAGGAUGUACCUGAUCUUCCUACUACCAUUCGCAUUUUUUCCAUGAAAACAAAUUCCUGGUUUAACCAGGAGGGUACUUAUGCUCAAUAUGUGGAUAUGGGUUGUGCUCAUCUCAAAAUUGGGGCCUUCUUGAACGACACACUGCACUGGUUGGUAACCUCUUAUGAAACCAAACUUCAUUUAAUUAUUGCCUUUGAUUUGGUACAAAGGAGUUUUUCAGAGAUUCCUUUGCCACACGUUUUAGCCAGGGAAUUAGAAAAUAAACAUUGGUAUAAUUUGAGGGUCAUGGGAGAAUGGCUCAGCCUAUGUUACCCGGGUAACAUGGAUUCAAUGGCUGAGAUUUGGAUGAUGAAAGACUAUAAAGUGCAGUCAUCUUGGGCCAAAUUAUUUGUUUUUUCUACCUGUAACAUUCCCCGUAAUGUCAUUUAUCCAAUAUGUUUCACCAAACAUGGUGAAUUGUUUUGUUCAUAUGGCUCUGGAAGAUUAAUGAUAGUUGAUGACAAAGGGUGGCAGCUUCUUGAUCAGAGCACUAAAUGGCCCAAACCCCAUAUGAUGUUUCGUGAGAAAAGAGAGCGUAUACUACAUUGUGGUUUGUAUAGAGAGAGUUUACUAUCACUUCCUAAUGAGUAAUGACUUUGUGGAAGCAAGUGAAGAUGGCCAACAAGCAAAUGAAGAUGACCAACAACCUAUUGUAAGAUAAAAUAAAAUAAACAUUUUGCUGUUACAAGCAAGAUUCCUGACUUUUGUAAGAUAUUAUGCUAUUAGCCCGUUACACAUUUUGACUUGAAGUUGUGGUGAUAUUGUUGAUCUUACUCAUCUUUUAACUUACCAAG
This is a messenger RNA of Lotus japonicus, 1520 nucleotides long. Its product is annotated as F-box/kelch-repeat protein At3g23880-like. Gene Ontology annotation, molecular function: protein binding. The transcript has a single exon. The record is from RefSeq and is a predicted model, not a curated record. NCBI's taxonomy places the organism in Eukaryota, Viridiplantae, Streptophyta, Magnoliopsida, Fabales, Fabaceae. The coding region runs from base 118 to 675 and encodes 185 amino acids.